Messenger RNA from Cladocopium goreaui, 1729 nucleotides. NCBI's taxonomy places the organism in Eukaryota, Dinophyceae, Suessiales, Symbiodiniaceae. The record is from the annotation of a GenBank genome assembly.
AUAUUGAAGUUUAUGAAGGUGCUUUGACUGCAUUGAGCCACGGUGCCCAAGAGGGGCGUGGGAUUUUAGAUUCCAGCCUGGCACUGUAGCUUCUUGUGCCUAGUGCUCAUGUGGCGCGAUGCAGUGUCUGUACAAAACUUUGGAUUUGCUGCCUUCUGCCACAGACAACGAGAUCAGAUCAGCUUACCGCCGGCGUGCCCUAUCCACCCAUCCUGACAAAGGUGGGUCUGCAGAAGCCUUCCGCUCAGUGGUCAGUGCCUUCGAAACAUUGAUUGAUGCAAGUAAGCGAGCUGCCUAUGACAAGCUGCGGCUCCGCCCGAGGGCGCCGCCUUCACGGGACUCGAGGACUGUGAAGACUGCGCGGCAGCACGCGUGUCCGACACCCAAAAAGCGAGCGGCAGAGCCAAGGCCGCCACCCACGAAGCCGCCAAAGGUGCCUGAGGCGCCGAAGCCGGCUACAAAUUCCCCCACGAUGGAGUCGGAUCCUGUGGACCACCGGCAACUUUUUCGUCGACUGCUGGGCAUGCCACGGAAGAAAGCGUUGAAAGAGCUGGAGCAACUGUCAGAGGAGACAUUGAAUGCCUUCGCAGAGUUCUUGGACUCCGAGGAGGCUGAACAGAUUCUGUGCGAGCCGCUUGUGCUUGCCCUGAAAGAUUUGCCAAAGCCGCGAAAGCCCCGAAAGCCCAAGGCCAGAAAGAAGAAAAGUGAGAAGAUUACCAAGGCCAAGCAGAAGCAACCUGUGAACACCGACACCCCUAGUGCUGCCACUGCUGGUGCUGCAAGGCCCUUACUGAAAGGUAUCUCUCGCAACAGGCGUGAUGGGUCUUACCAAGCGAGAAUCUGCUUCAACAACUUCAUGACCGCCGCGCAGUACGUGAACAAUCUGGAUGUGGCCGUUGACAUUCACAUCAGCCUGGUGCAGAUGCGGCAACAUGCAGCCGCAUCUCUGGCGGAGGGCAAGGAGUUUGGACAAGUGAUGCAUGAUGCGAUUGAGGCCAUCCAAAAAGAGAGAGCCACAGCAGGUGCUGUGAAGUUGCGUUUGCGUUUCCGAUCCUUCUUCAGAAACAAGUUCACGCGAACAGAGGGCAAUCUGGACAAAGCCAUCCAAGAUUGGACGAGGGUUCGGCAGGAGAAAGACUCCUUCGCAGGAAGGGUCAGAGGGAUGGAAGCAGAGCGCAAGCAGGAUGAAACCCAGAAGCGAGAAGCACGCGCGGCACGGGCGGCGGCACGGAUGGAGCAGCUGCGGCAGAUGUCUGAACGACGAGAAGCGAAAUUGAUGGCCAGACAGAGACGACAGGAGGCGCUCCGUCGCAAGAGACUGGCCUAUGCAAGAGUCAAACACGGUAACUUGCGAACUAUGAUACUGGUGCUGCAGACGCGCUUCCAGAAGAUUCGGAGAAAGAAAAUGUUGAAAGACUGGGGCGUCCCGGAAUUGCCAGAAGGUUUGCAGCUGAACAGUUUUCAAUCUGCCGAUGAUAGCCUUUGCGCGACGCUUCGCUUGUCUGAUGGUACCGAUGCAGUGGGCCCAUACCGCAAGAACUUCCAGGAGGCUCUGCGGGAGCUGCAGGAGCUACGAGCCUUGCAACAACUCCGAGGGGAUAAGGUCUUGUGCCAAGAGAUGCAACGCCGGGAUCUGGAAGCCAUGACUGCCUUCUUCGUACAAAGCAUCAGGUGAUAGGAACAGCGCCAUGGGCCCAGAAUUGGAUGAUGGGAACAUCUGCAGGAAAGC